This is a messenger RNA of Pyricularia pennisetigena, 804 nucleotides long. RefSeq lists its product as uncharacterized. The record is from RefSeq and is a predicted model, not a curated record. The transcript has a single exon. Bases 1 to 804 code for a protein of 267 amino acids. NCBI's taxonomy places the organism in Eukaryota, Fungi, Ascomycota, Sordariomycetes, Magnaporthales, Pyriculariaceae.
AUGUCUCAUUUACUACAAGGCAUUGGGAAAGGCAAAAGCCGCGAUUCUCAAUCAAAUACAUUCCUUCAGCCAUCAUCAUCUGCAGCACAAAAUGCCUCGCCGUCAAUAUCUGGAGGCAACGGUCCGCUGGGAUCUUCGGUCGGAAUGAACCCUCCCACCGGCCGCAACAAUACUCACCGCGUGCCGGAGCCGGCUUCGCCAGGCUUCGACGACAACCGUCGCGGCCAAUUCGGUGGCUUGGGCAACAUACCACUACCCCUCAAGAUGAGGCAGGAGUCGACUCGCGCGACCGAUAGGACGGACGCGCUGUGGGCCGAGAUGCAGGCUACGCUCGAGGAGGUCGAGCUGUCGGCCAGCGGAGGCACUCGCGUCUUCGGCCCGGACCACGACCGCAAGCUGGCUGAGCUUCGAGCCGCGCAGAUUGCAUUGGCUCAGGCGUGGGCACGGUCAGAGGCAGAUGAGGCAAUCGAGGACAAUGUGCACCAGCAACAACAUCGUGUCGGGGGGCCUUCAAAGCAUGGUGGUGAUGGCAGUGCUGCUACGGCUGCGGAGACUGAACGGCUUGGGGCCAAGAUGGAAGAGGAAACCGAGCUCGACAUCUUACUGGCACGACAGCGGCGAGAGGCUAACGAUCGGUACUUUUCGAGAGUCAACCAGGGCGUUCUGGAUGUCGUGGCAAAGCUAGACGAGGUCGCUCGCGCUAUGAGAGAGGUUGAGCAGGAGAGUAAGGACAUUUGGGAUGGCGGUGAAGGUGAUCACGAUCACGACCACGACCAGACAAGCGUGGCGAGUCAGAGGACCUGA